AUGAACUCUCCGUACGCGAAGCGGCCUUUUCCCGGCUUCAGGGCACGGAGGACCAGCGCCCCUAGCGCCGGGGUGUCACCUCGGAGGUCACACCAAUGGACAGGCGCCGUAUUGUCCGACCAGCGAGUGGCGCUGUGCUCGGCUGAAGAGCCAUUGCGGGCCUGCGACGACCGCCGCCAAAGCGGGGUGGAUAUGACCACCGAAGCCCCGAGUCCGCUCAUUGAGGUGCCUGUCGCGGACCAGACUGUUCAUGACGAAGAGAGCGGGGCCCGUAGGCACGGUUACAAGCGUCGGCGCAAUUCUCGGCACAGGAAUCCUAGUCUGACUGACAACAUGGAACCCGUGUCAUGCACGGAGACGCGACCGGCGCUGCGCUGUCCCCCGCAUCCGUUCAGCGAGAUCGUGGCCUCGCUGAAGGCAACCGGUCACCAGCAGGCAGACCGCAAGCCGUAA
Molecule: messenger RNA, 453 nt
Organism: Dermacentor andersoni
Lineage: Eukaryota; Metazoa; Arthropoda; Arachnida; Ixodida; Ixodidae
Source: RefSeq, a predicted model, not a curated record